AUGGAUUCUUCGGACAAGCAAGAAGUAGCAGAACAAGACCAAGAGGAAGAGAUGAUCAAUAGUGACAGAUCAUCACCAGCAUGUCAGGGUUAUACCGAGGCUCUGAUGCAACUUCUAACUGGAAAUUACGGUGACUCCGAAUCCGAACAUUCAGAUAGCUCUGAAGAAACUCAAAAGCGUCCCGAGCUCGCUGACGUCAACUGGGAUGCAAUUCUGAUGAACAAGUUGCAAGACGACAUGGAUCAAAGCUCAAUGACCUCGGAAAGUCCAUCAAGUGAUUCAGGCAUGGACAACAACAUAAUUGAAGAAGACAAAACAAAAGACACACCUCGAAUUGAUACAGACUGGUAUCCGUUCACAAAGGAGGUGUGUCUUUUGGAUCUUCAAUAA
Molecule: messenger RNA, 390 nt
Organism: Melampsora larici-populina 98AG31
Lineage: Eukaryota; Fungi; Basidiomycota; Pucciniomycetes; Pucciniales; Melampsoraceae
Exons: 1
Coding region: 1-390 (129 amino acids)
Source: RefSeq, a predicted model, not a curated record